AUGGCCGUUCGAAUCGGUCUGCUGCGCCAAAGCGCAGUCAGCAUGCUGGCUCUGCAGACCACCGUCGCACCAGCAGCACGAUCAAGCACUGCGACCUGCUUGCGGAGCAGCAACAUAGCACGCACCACCGCUGGUUUCAUCCGGCACUAUGCUACGCCCACCAACGUACGUACACCUGACUCUUCCGAGCUGGACUCCUCAAUCACGCGCAUCCUCCCGUCUACGCGCUACGAGAAUGAGCCGCAGGUCGCUAUCAGCUACGAGCAGGCCCGCUCUCUGCUGUCCAAGCUGCUGGUUCAGCUUCGAACUACCGCAGAUCUUGCAUCCGCUGCCGAUCGCCAAUCUUACCAAGAAUCAGUGAACAAAGACAUCAUCUCUUUGAUACGGGAGUGGGGAUGCGAUGCCGAAGAUGUCACACAGCUCGCCAAUGCGCUCCUGUCCGCUUCGGGUGAUCCUCGUCGACAGCCGCUAGCCUUUCGCCUGUUCGAGGUCGCCCAUCAAGCUGGGUCAGACGACGCUGGCUACUACUGGGCAAGCAUGGUGCUACAAAACACAGCGCCUCCACCGCCCUCUGGCGAUUCCAAAGGCAGAGUACAACAGGCGGUGACUCUCUAUCAAGAGCUCUCGGCGGCAGGCAAUGCGCGUGGCUCAGCUGGCGUUGCCAAGCUAUUGCUUCAGCGCGUUCAGCAAGGCCACGUUGACAAGGUACAAUGGCCUUCGAUGAUCGAACAAGCCGUCAGGCUGUAUACACGAGCGGGCGACAAGGGUCUGGCAGAUGCAUGGUACGAUCUGGCAUCCCUAUUCCAGGAAUCGCGCUUCAAUCCACCGGAUCAACAGCGUGCACGCGACUAUCUCACCAAGGGCGCUCAGCUUGGUCACUCCGGCUGCCUUUACGCACUCGGCAUGGAUCAUUUGCUCGACGAAAACACUCGAGACAAGUCGCAAGCGUUUCGGCUCUUCAAGCAGGCAGCGGACCAGGGCGACGCUCAAAGCAUGUUUCAGGUCGGCUCCUUCUACUUCCUUGACAGAGACAGGAUGGCUCAGCAUCCGGAGGUGACUGCUGGAGACAAGACCAUGAAGCAGGCGCACAGAGAUACGUUUGGUAUCGAAGCAGAUGACGUCGAAGCGAGGUUUUGGCUUGAACAAUCAGCCAAAUCCGACUAUCCACCCAGCAUCUUGCAGCUGGCCACUUUGCUCGGUCAGCAUCGAGCGCUCGAACCCGGCUCUAGCCGCGAUUCUGAACUUCGCGCCAUCGAUGUUGCGCAGGCAGACCAGCUCUCGUAUGCUUUGCUGGCAAAGCUGCUCGCCAUCCUGAAAACCUCUGGCAAUCUGCCCUCGCUUCCGUCGCAAAAGGGACAAUGGUCCAACAGUCAAUUCAACGGCCUCAUUCCUCAGGCACAGGCGAUGUAUGAGAAGCUCGAGAAGAAGAUGGGAGAGUCGAGUGACGAAUAG
Pseudozyma hubeiensis SY62 is the source of this 1452-nucleotide messenger RNA. RefSeq lists its product as hypothetical. The coding region runs from base 1 to 1452 and encodes 483 amino acids. The record is from RefSeq and is a predicted model, not a curated record. Lineage: Eukaryota; Fungi; Basidiomycota; Ustilaginomycetes; Ustilaginales; Ustilaginaceae. The transcript has a single exon. Gene Ontology annotation, molecular function: protein binding.